Molecule: messenger RNA, 2072 nt
Organism: Pelobates fuscus (common spadefoot toad)
Lineage: Eukaryota; Metazoa; Chordata; Amphibia; Anura; Pelobatidae
Gene: LDAH
Product: lipid droplet associated hydrolase
Exons: 8
Coding region: 198-1157 (319 amino acids)
Biological process (GO): lipid storage
Cellular component (GO): lipid droplet
Molecular function (GO): lipase activity
Source: RefSeq, a predicted model, not a curated record
GGAUGUGAGGAGCUGUAUGUGAAGACAUGGAGGGCGUUGCUUGCCGCCGCCCCCCGUUCUGUUCCUGUAUGUCUGCUGCUAUGGGGAGAUAUGACUAGAAGCGGACCUGGAAUGAUGUGAGAUAUACAUUGGGGCCAUUAUUUAGGACCGCACUUCUAGUCAAGUUUGGACCUUGGUGCUUUGCUCUUUUCAGAACAAUGUCUGAAGACCACAUUGCAAUGCAUGAGGAGUUUAUAUACUGUGGUGGAGCUGCCACCGAGGUUUUGAAAUAUGGCCCAUGGAUAAAUCUAAAGAAGACAAGUGGAGAAAGUCCACCUAAGCUUUUAUUUUUCAUCAUUCCUGGCAACCCUGGCAUUGUCGGCUAUUACAGGACCUUUAUGGAAUCAUUGUACCGUGGCUUUAAUGAGAAAUACCCAGUGUGGGCUAUUAGCCAUGCAGGACACUGCUCACCCCCUAAAGGCAUGGACAUGACGAACGAUACUGAAAUAGACCCCAUUGAAGAUAUAUUUGGAAUUAAUGGACAGAUAGAACACAAACUGUGUUUCCUGAAGAAGAAUGUACCAGUUGAUACUAAACUGAUUCUAAUUGGGCAUUCCAUUGGUUGCUAUAUAAUACUGGAAAUGAUGGAGCGGGCCAUAGACCUUAAGAUUCUACAAUCAAUAUUGCUAUUUCCCACAAUCGAGAGGAUGGCUCAAUCACCGCAGGGCAAAAUCAUGACCCCUCUGUUGUGCAACCUGCGCUACGUUGUCUACAUGCCUCUCUAUCUUCUCUCCUUUUUGCCUGAAAGUGUUCAAGCAUCACUAAUAAAAUUUGUCCUGCGAGGAAUAAAGUCUGUGGAUGAAUUCUCAGUCACGGCCUCCUUGAAUCUCUUUCGAGUGGACUGUGCAGCAAAUGCGAUGUACAUGGGAGGGCAAGAGAUGAUGCAGGUUCUAGAACGAGACAACACAAUUAUCCAGAAAAACCUAAGCAAGAUUAUUUUUUACUACGGAGCAAAUGACAACUGGUGCCCGGUCCAAUACUAUGAAGAUAUCAAGAAGGACUUUCCUGAAGGCAAUAUAUGGCUGUGUCAAAGAGGAAUCAGACAUGCCUUCGUUCUCGACUCAAGUCGGGAAAUGGCUACUAUGAUAAUAGACUGGUUAAAAAACAAGCAGACAUGAGGGCUGUGUUGCAAUGAAGCUUUUUUUUGUUGUUUUUGUUUUUUUUAAACUUCUGUAAAGUUUCUGUCAAGUAGUAAUUCAGUUUUAUGUGGCUCCAGUAAUGUAGAUUAUACAAUGACAGGAUUUUUAUGUAGUUUAGAUAUAGUUUAGGAUGAAUUAUUGCCAUUCAGUUCCAGCUUGAACACACUUGAUUUCCUGCCAUUGAUAUGUUGGCUGCACAUUAGGACCAAAAGUGUCACUCGGGAAAUGUGCAAAUCAUGCAUGGGGUGGAGAGAUCUGGGAAGGUGAAUCUAACUUUAAAAUAAUAAAUAUAUAAUAUGAUUUCUAAAUAAGGAAAUGAAGAUACUCACUACCAAUGAGGCUUGGCUGACAGCUCUUUAAACUGGGGGCCGAAUUAUAUCUACUUGUGCACGCCUUUUAUGCUUUCAAGUUUCACUUGACUUACAGCUAUGCAUGUAACCUUGUAGCAGUUUUUGGGAUAUAUUACAAAUAAUUCUUUGCCAGCCCAACUCACUGAGAUUUAACGGAAUCUUACGCUUGUAACACCUGGAAGAUUACAUCUGGAUUAGGUGGUGGUAACCUGUCAGACCAGGUGUAGCGAGAGGUAGAUCUCUACAUGUAGUAAAACAACACCUCCCAUGAUGCUUUUCCAUUAUUAAGGCUGGCAAGGCAUCAUGGGAAUUGUAGUUAAAGGGACACUCCAGGCACCCAGACCACUUCUGCCCUUUGGAGUGGUCUGGGUGCCAACUCCCACCACGCUUAACCCUGCAAGUGUAAUAAUUGCAGUUUUUAUAAAUGAAAACACGAAAAGUGUUUUAAACGUCGCUGGACGUCCUUGCGCUAUGCAUGAGGACCUGUAGCGAAUCCUCAUAGGAAAGCAUUGAAUAAUGCUUUCCUAUGGGGAGGUCUAAUGCA